This is a messenger RNA of Culicoides brevitarsis, 1813 nucleotides long. RefSeq names its product serine/threonine-protein kinase grp (gene grp). NCBI's taxonomy places the organism in Eukaryota, Metazoa, Arthropoda, Insecta, Diptera, Ceratopogonidae. Bases 258 to 1718 code for a protein of 486 amino acids. The transcript has 2 exons. Gene Ontology annotation, biological process: DNA damage checkpoint signaling; protein phosphorylation. The record is from RefSeq and is a predicted model, not a curated record. Gene Ontology annotation, molecular function: protein serine/threonine kinase activity; ATP binding. Gene Ontology annotation, cellular component: cytoplasm.
AAAAGGGGAUCGCGCAAUAAUCGUCUGUUGAAAAUUUAACGAAAAUCUCACACAAAUCUCGCUUAAAAUCUCCUUUUUAACUCCUUACCAUCACUGCCAACAACUUUGCAAUAUUUUUGGACCAUCAUUUAUGUGUAAAAUCUUGUCAAAAAUCGAUGAACGAGAAAAAUAAAAAUUUUCCCGCGAAACUCCAUUGUCCCCUCUUGUAAAUAUUUUCUGUAACAAAAAAAAAUUGUAAAUAAAAAAAAUAAAUAAAAAUGAACCCGAGCAAAGAAUUUGUCGAUGGAUGGACAAUCGCACAAACGUUAGGCGAAGGCGCUUAUGGAGAGGUAAAACUUCUCAUUAACUCACAUUCCGGCGAUGCAGUUGCCAUGAAAAUGGUCGAUUUGAAGAAACAUCCCGACGCCAUCAACUCCGUAAAAAAAGAAGUUGCAAUCCAACGAAAUUUGCAACACGUGAACAUUCUCAAGUUCUUCGGGAAACGCUCUCAGGGCGACACGGAAUUCAUUUUUCUCGAAUAUGCGUCGGGCGGGGAGCUUUUCGAUCGUAUCGAGCCCGAUGUUGGAAUGAAUCCGGCUGAUGCGCAACGUUAUUUUCGUCAAUUGUUGUCUGGCGUCGAGUAUUUGCACGAAAAAGGUAUCGCUCAUCGUGAUUUGAAGCCCGAAAAUUUGCUGCUGGAUGAACAUGACAACAUAAAAAUUUCGGAUUUUGGCAUGGCGACCAUGUUUCGGAUGAAGGGGCGUGAAAGAUUGUUAACGACAAAGUGUGGGACGUUGCCAUAUGUCGCGCCGGAGGUACUUUCGAAGCCAUAUGCUGCCGUUCCUGCUGAUAUUUGGUCUUGCGGGAUAAUUUUAGUUACUUUGUUGUCGGGAGAAUUGCCGUGGGAUCAGCCGACAACGAAUUGCAUCGAAUAUCUCGCAUGGGAAUCGAAUAAUUAUCAAUCACGAUCGCCUUGGACCAAGUUAAAUACGCUUGCAAUCUCGUUACUGAGGAAAAUUCUCGCCGUCGAACCCGAACAACGACUAACUUUGAGCAAUAUUAUGCAACAUCGAUGGUGCAUGCAAAAAAUCAAGCAACCCGACGACGAUUUGGAUGUCACUGACUCCGGAACGAACGAACCGCAUCGCAAUAAACGCUUAUGCUCCAAUCAAAAUCUCAUGGGAAGCAACACAGACGACUCGUUAUCGCGAAUGUGUCUUUCGCAGCCGAUGCCGUCGGUGAAUUAUUCCGUUUCUGACGUCAGCGGCGAUUGUGAGGCGCCAAAUAACGCAAGCACGUAUGGCGAUCGCAUCAGUUUCUGCUUCUCGCAACCCACAAUGAUGGAUGACAUGUUGCUUUGCACGCAAAUGAACGCGACGCAAUGCGCGAAUCCAUUCCAGCGACUCGUGAAACGCAUGACGCGCUUCUGUGUGACGACGAGUUUCGACGAAACGGUGCAAAAAUUGACGGAUGCCUUGGAGAAAUUGGGCUUCAAGUACAAGACGCACGAUGAAAAUUUGUUGACAAUUAUGACGACGGAUCGAAGGAAGGCGGAUUUGAUCUUUAAAGCGACUUUGUUGGAAAUGGAUGGCAAAAUUAUGCUCGAUUUCCGAUUGUCGAAGGGUUGCGGGCUGGAUUUUAAACGUGGAUUUAUCAAAAUUCGAGAAACAUUGACGAAAGAAGGAAUCGUUGCCAAAAUUCCGACGGCUUUUGCCUUUGCUUCCAUAUUAGAGAAAUAGUGCGAGUUUUUUUUUACCAUUUUUUCUGUGUAUUAUUUUUACAACAUGACAUUUUUUAUAGAAUAAAAAAAUAAAUAUACUUUUCUUGACGAAAA